CGUGUGAGUCAUGAAAUAUUUGAAGUAAGUUGGUCCAUGGUUUAUUGUUUAUGGUAGUGCGGUGCCUGCCCUUUUUUCAGGUGUAAAUAAUUACCUUUUAUAUUUUAGAUACUUUUGAUGUCAUUACCACCUAGAAGUAAAUCAAUAAGAGGAAGACCAUUAUUGGAUAAUCUUUUUGUUUAAUAUUAACUCUAUGGAUGUUGGCUAAUGAAAAGGAAACCUAUAGACAAACUGGAGAGCGGUUUGGAAUUAGUGAAAGUACUGCUUUUAGAGUCUUUAAAAGUACCAUUUCAUCGAUUUCUAACUUGGAAGAGAAAUACAUUGUAUGGCCCACAGAAUUGGCAGCCCAAAGAAACAUUAAUGGAUUUUAUAAUCUUAGAAAAGUGCCAUUUCCCGGAGCGUUUUGUGUAGUCGAUUGUUCACAUAUACGCAUAAAUGGUUCACUAAGUGAUAAUAGUUACCUUAAUCGAAACCACUAUCACAGUGUCAUUAUUCAAGGAAUAUGUGACUUUGAGGGAAAAUUCAUUAAUGUAUUUGUGGGAUAUCCUGGAUCAUCGCAUGAUGCUGCAGUUUGGGUCAACAGCCCCGUACAUAAACAAUUGAUGCAAAAUCAUUAUGAAGUUAUUCCACCAAAUUGUUUCAUCUUAGGGGAUUCAGCAUAUCCAUUAUCAGAGUUCCUAAUGAAACCUUAUCGUGACAAUGGGCAUUUAGAAUUACACCAAAAAAAAUUUAAUACAAUAUUAAGUUCAAGCAGAGUUGUUAUAGAACAGGCAUUUGGUAGUCUAAAAGGUAGAUUUCGAAGAUUAAAAGGUAUUGAAACAUUAUGUGUUGAAGCCGUUUCCAAAACCGUAAUUGCAGCUUGUAUAAUACACAAUAUGUGUUCAGAUUCAGAUCAAGACUUUGAGGUGGAUGAUCUUGCUGACGAUUCAUUUUUUAACUUUGAAGCUGAAGAACACUCUAAUUCACGGACAACUAGAGCAUCUGAUGCACUAGCUAUAAGAGAUUCUAUUGCUAAAAACUUAUAA
Messenger RNA from Aphis gossypii (cotton aphid), 1025 nucleotides. RefSeq names its product putative nuclease HARBI1. Bases 198 to 1025 code for a protein of 275 amino acids. The transcript has 5 exons. The record is from RefSeq and is a predicted model, not a curated record. NCBI's taxonomy places the organism in Eukaryota, Metazoa, Arthropoda, Insecta, Hemiptera, Aphididae.